AUGCCCCAUUGGAGCAUGUCUGCAUGCUUCCAGUGUGCACUUUGCAUUGUCAAUGACCAGUGCACCUGGGACAUCAUUGCCAUUGUGCAUGAGUUUACAGCCAGUGGGCUGCAAGGAGGGAAACUAGCCACAUGGGUUGGCUACUUUGGCCAUAGUGCCAGGAAGACACAGCAUGUUGGUGGCUCCUUCCACAAGCACAUCCUUGACAAGGAUGCAGUGAAGGCACUUCUGGACUUCGAUUCCCAGAACAACUUGCUCUGGAUGCAGGUGUAUCAAUCUGCAACUGUUCCACCUCCCCAGGUGGAUCUCCCUCCCUUGGGUUUGAAACCACAUGGUUUCCUCUGGAGCAAUGAAUGCACCCCUGCUAUUGCAGGGCCAUUGCAUGUUGAUGUCCCUUCUGAGAAAGACAUCUCUCUUGAUUACAGUUCUGACGACUGUGAUGGAUAUGACAAAGGUCUCUGA
Dacryopinax primogenitus is the source of this 462-nucleotide messenger RNA. RefSeq lists its product as uncharacterized. The record is from RefSeq and is a predicted model, not a curated record. Lineage: Eukaryota; Fungi; Basidiomycota; Dacrymycetes; Dacrymycetales; Dacrymycetaceae. The transcript has a single exon. Bases 1 to 462 code for a protein of 153 amino acids.